Amaranthus tricolor (Joseph's coat) is the source of this 2144-nucleotide messenger RNA. RefSeq names its product oleosin G-like. The record is from RefSeq and is a predicted model, not a curated record. Gene Ontology annotation, biological process: lipid storage. Lineage: Eukaryota; Viridiplantae; Streptophyta; Magnoliopsida; Caryophyllales; Amaranthaceae. The transcript has a single exon. The coding region runs from base 511 to 1002 and encodes 163 amino acids. Gene Ontology annotation, cellular component: monolayer-surrounded lipid storage body; membrane.
UCUAAUCCGUCUCAAUAACUAUGCCUUAUUUCUAAUUAAAUAUGAUCUUACUAUUUUUAUUCUUUAUAUCAUUGAAGUUGAUGGUAAAAGUAAAGUUAUAUAUUUUAACACGCUUUAAUAUUUCACUUUAAACGAGUGAUGAUUGAGAUUUAAAUCCGUAGCCUUUUGUCAUGCUGACUUCUAAUAUAAGUCAAAAAAUCAACUCAAUAAAAAAUUUAAGCUGAUAGUUAAAGUCAUAUAAUAUCUUAUAAACUCUAACACUAUCACUUAUUUUUAAAUACCCCAUACUUUAACCAAUAUACCCAAUUUAUUAGUGUGUCAAAAGCUGAUAACGGUAAUUCCAGUAGAAGGCUACACGUGCUAGGUUGCAUGUGUCUAAAACUCCCAAAACUACACACACCCAUCAUCCCACUCCCAACGUGUCAUCCUCCUUCUUCUACAUUACCUUCCCUUAAUUAAUCUUCUCUUCCUCUUUUUACAAUAACAAUAACAAUAACAAUAACAAUAACAAUGGCUUCCACAACCCAUCCUUCCCAAACUCAACUAACCACCACCACACCACCACCACCACAACCACAUUCCUUCCUACGCCGCCUCCAAAACACCUCCCCAAACUCAACCCUCCUCCUCGGCCUCCUCACCCUCGCCAUCUCCGGCGGAAUCCUCCUCCUCCUCACCGGAAUAACCCUCACCGCCAUUAUUCUCGGCCUUAUUUUCCUUUCCCCCAUAAUCGUCCUUUCCAGCCCCUUUUGGCUCCCUCUUUUUGUGUUCGUCUUUGUUCCCAUUGUUGGUUUUCUAUCCUUUUGUGGGUUCGCUUUCGCUGCCUUGGCGGCUUUUUCGUGGUUUUAUCGUUAUUUUAGGGGGCUUCACCCGCCCGGUUCGGACGGGUUAGAUUAUGCCAGAAACCGGAUUGCGACGACGGCGAGAGAAGUGAAGGAUUAUGCUAGGGAAUAUGGAGGGUAUCUUCAUAGUAAAGUUAAAGAUGCUGCUCCUGGGGCUUGAACCCACGACUUUUGAUUAUGUUGUUAACCAAAUUAAUUACAUCGUAAUUGUAAUGUGAUUAUCGAUUUUCUUUAUUUGUUUUAUUUUUAUUUUUUUAUUGUACUUUUAUUUUAUAUACCUUAAAAUCACUUUCUUUAAUUUCUUUGUUGUUGAAAUGUGCUGUUUAUGAUUUAAUUUGCUUGAGCAUGUGAUUUAUACUUUUGUAGAACGUUGGUGGGAGAAGUUAGAAGAUAUAUGAAAAAUAAACAAUGUAUUUUCGAAUGACUACUUAGUAUUUUAUAUGAUACUUCCUCCGUUCUGAUAUUGUUUCUACUUACACUGUAGCUGAUUGUUUACUUUAUAGAGUAUAGUAUUUUAUUAUUUUUAAUUAAAAAAGAAAAAUGAAAAAUAGGUUGUUAAGUUACUUUAUAGAGUAUAGUAUAGUAUUUUAUUAUAGAAUAUAGAGUAGGAUAAAAAUAGGGGUAGGUAGAACUUUAAAUGAUUGUUUUAUUACUAAAAAUUGAAAUGUAGCAAGUAAUAUGAAAUUGUCAAAAAUAGAAAAUAUAGCGGGUAUUAUGAAACGGAGGACCUAAAUAGGAAAUAAUAGGUAACUUGGUUGAGUCAUGGUAAAUAAAAAAGCUUUGUAUUCUAUUUUAGUUUUUUGAUAAGACAAAUUUAGACUAUUUAGUUUUAAUGAUUUGAUUUUGUUUAAUUUGCUUACUCUUAUUAAAUAAAUACCAUUAAACUUAUGUCAAAUAUAUUUAGCUAUAGAUAAUUAUUGUUGGCUAGUUGUAAUAAAGAUUCUAAGUUAUUUGAUCAUACAAUACUCCAUCCUCAAAUCAGGACUUUUCUUGCUUUAACAACUAAGUGUACGUAACGUAAGUAGGUGGAGCCCAAAAUGAAUGUGUAGAGUUGACUUCAAAUAUUUUUUUAAUUUUCACAAGUGAUCCUAUAUUGAGAAAAAAAAAAAAAAGAUUUAUAUUGGAAAAAACAAGAAAAAGAGCUACUAUAACUUAAUAGGCUAUUCCAUAUAUAAUAGUUAAUACUAGAAACUUAUUCUAUACACCUCUUUUAUCCUUGUGAAAAAUGUAAUUUUCCUAUCAGUAAAAAGAAUUAAUUUUAUUUUUCCCCUUGCCUAUUAAGAGUGUUCUCUAGUCCAUUCA